ACAUGCCCUCAAGGGGCAGCUCCUACACACCAGCAGAGUGCCUCCGUCAGAAAAGGAGGAGUAAGGAGGACGUGUUGAGCAAAGUGCUGCAAUUGUCAGAUCAGGCUGAUAGUGAGCAUAGAGCAUGGAGAGAGACAAUAAACGAGAAAUUAGAAAUGGACUGCCAGGAGAGGAGACAGGAUUAGGAACAGAUAAUAAACUUCAUAGAGGACCCAACAGAAGGACUGAGUGCUCUAUGCCCAGAUCUCUGUGGCUGGGCUGCUCCAGCCUGGCGGACAGCAUGCCCUCGCUGCGAUGCCUGUAUAACCCAGGGACUGGCGCACUCACAGCCUUCCAGAAUUCCUCAGAGAGAGAAGACUGUAAUAAUGGCGAGCCCCCUAGGAAGAUCACGCCAGAGAAGAAUUCACUUAGACAGACCUAUAACAGCUGUGCCAGACUGUGCUUAAACCAAGAAACAGUAUGUCUAGCAAGCACUGCUAUGAAGGCUGAAAAUUGUGUGGCCAAAACAAAACUUGCCAAUGGCACUUCAAGCAUGAUUGUGCCCAAACAAAGGAAGCUGUCCGCAAGCUAUGAGAAAGAGAAGGAGCUGUGCAUCAAGUAUUUUGAACAGUGGUCCGAGUCCGACCAGGUUGAGUUUGUGGAACAUCUCAUCUCCCAGAUGUGUCAUUACCAGCACGGACAUAUCAACUCGUACCUCAAGCCUAUGUUACAGAGGGACUUCAUCACUGCACUGCCAGCUCGGGGGCUGGAUCACAUUGCUGAGAACAUACUGUCGUACCUGGAUGCCAAAUCGCUAUGUGCUGCCGAGCUGGUGUGUAAGGAGUGGUACCGGGUGACGUCCGACGGCAUGCUGUGGAAGAAGCUUAUUGAGCGAAUGGUCAGGACCGACUUGCUGUGGAGAGGGCUGGCAGAGAGGAGAGGCUGGGGACAGUAUCUAUUUAAAAAUAAGCCGCCUGAUGGGAAUGCCCCACCCAACUCCUUCUAUAGAGCACUUUAUCCAAAAAUUAUCCAGGAUAUAGAGACAAUAGAAUCCAACUGGCGGUGUGGCAGGCACAGCUUACAGCGGAUCCACUGCCGGAGUGAAACGAGCAAAGGGGUUUAUUGUUUACAGUACGACGACCAGAAGAUAGUAAGUGGCCUGCGAGACAACACUAUCAAGAUCUGGGAUAAGAAUACAUUGGAAUGCAAGCGAAUUCUGACUGGACACACGGGUUCCGUCUUGUGCCUACAGUAUGACGAGCGGGUGAUCAUUACUGGAUCUUCUGAUUCCACCGUCCGGGUGUGGGACGUCAAUACAGGCGAGAUGCUAAACACGCUGAUUCACCACUGCGAGGCCGUCCUGCACCUGCGCUUUGCCAAUGGCAUGAUGGUGACUUGUUCCAAAGACCGCUCCAUCGCCGUGUGGGACAUGGCGUCCCCCACAGACAUCACCCUGCGGAGGGUCCUGGUCGGACACAGAGCUGCCGUCAACGUCGUGGACUUUGAUGACAAGUAUAUUGUGUCGGCCUCAGGUGACAGGACCAUAAAGGUCUGGAACACUAGCACCUGCGAGUUUGUGCGCACCUUGAACGGCCACAAGCGCGGCAUCGCCUGUCUGCAGUACAGAGAUAGGCUAGUCGUGAGCGGCUCUUCAGAUAACACCAUCAGGGGCGUCCUGGAAGGCCACGAGGAGCUGGUGAGAUGCAUCCGCUUCGAUAACAAGAGGAUAGUCAGCGGGGCGUACGAUGGGAAAAUUAAAGUGUGGGAUCUCGUGGCUGCGCUGGACCCCCGCGCUCCAGCGGGGACCCUGUGUCUGCGGACCCUCGUGGAGCAUUCUGGGAGAGUCUUCCGACUCCAGUUUGACGAGUUCCAGAUCAUCAGCAGCUCACACGACGACACGAUCCUCAUGUGGGACUUCCUGAACGACCCAGCUGCCCAGGCUGCACGGACCCGCUCCCCGUCCAGAACAUACACCUACAUCUCCAGAUAAAGCGCCCCGCACUGGACCGCGCGCGUGCACAGAACUCGUUUAAGCUGCAGUAUUUCAAUGAUCUGCCAAUGCCAGGACAAAGGAACUAUCCCCGUAACCAAUCCUUGCGGAAGAGGGAGGCUCUCGGAUUCGUUUCUGAAACUCAGCUGGCCCGCGGUUGAUCUCGGCAAGGUCUACGCGGCGCAGCUGGCUGCUGAAGUGCUGCUAUGAAGAUGUCUGGUCCUUCAUGAA
Molecule: messenger RNA, 2200 nt
Organism: Pelodiscus sinensis (Chinese soft-shelled turtle)
Lineage: Eukaryota; Metazoa; Chordata; Testudines; Trionychidae
Source: RefSeq, a predicted model, not a curated record